Messenger RNA from Marchantia polymorpha subsp. ruderalis, 3596 nucleotides. Lineage: Eukaryota; Viridiplantae; Streptophyta; Marchantiopsida; Marchantiales; Marchantiaceae. The record is from the annotation of a GenBank genome assembly.
AAUAAUAAGAACUUGGCGAAGGAAAGCGGGACACAUGAAUCGAAGAGGAAAUUUGGAAGGUGGUUGCAUAAUCCUCUGCAACGUUCUCGAUUGCUGCCACCAUGCGCCUGCGCUCGAACAUGAGCCAACGAGCCACGCGAUGGAGCAGUACACAGUACAGAGGAUUCUAGAAUCUGGCGAAGCAAGCGAGGCGGCACCUGGAAUCUUGUGAGAGGGGGAGACCAGAGCGGCUGCUGACUCCGCAGGAUCGUUCCAAUCCCUGACUUGCAGCUCAAUCCGUCGAACGCCCCCUGGAUUGUCAGUCACAUCAGAAUCAAGCGACAUGCCGAGCACAUCAAAGCUUAGUCUAACCCUCGGAGCAAAGAAACGCCACAAGAUUUCUUUCGCCGGUUGGUCGCUCCUUGACUUGGACUCCGAUUGUGGAUCGUCUGCCGCCGGUGGAGCCCACGCAGAUUUGUCUCAGUCUCUUGACUCUCUCCGUGGAUCGAACGCUCUUGCAGUUCCGGAAAGGGGCUUUUUGGAAAAAAAAUUGGCUUGUCCUGCAGCUCCUCGGCUGUUCUUCUACUGAGCGUCGACCAUCGAUAAGACCGCUGGUGGCUUAUUGAAUUUUGAUGGAGACCGGGCGCUGAUGCUCAUGUUCUUGUACUUUAUUGACAGAGCUUUCAAUUUCGAGAGUGUACAGAGGGCGCCUUCAAUUUGAGCCAGCUCGACACAUUCUGGACAUCAGUGGGAGUCGUUGUGCUGAGAGGGCGAAGUAGAAAUCGCAUAAGGUGGUGUGCUCUUGAUCGGUUUUAGGCGAUUGAACUUGGUGAAGGUGGUGCGCAUGGAGGAGCUGGGUUCUGUACAUCGGUAUGCCGCGGGAGCUUUAUUAGCUAUUGCCCUCAAUCAGGCCCAGAUUCAUCGGUUGCAGCUGGUACCUGAUAUAUUAGGUUCUGACGAUGGCCCGAGCAUGUCUAAUACCUUGGAGGACCAGGGGGUCCUUCCGUGGAGCAGCCAAGAGUUUGGAUUGCUCCACCAUAUUUUCGGGUAUUUGAAAAUCGAUCCACAUGCGUGGCCAGGAAUCGAGAAAACGGCUGAAGCAGCAGAUGCCAAGCACCAUAUUGGACCUUACAUCAGAAUUUUACAAGAGGAGAAUUUGGAGACUGCGUCAAAGUCGUCGGCAUCAUCCGGCAAUUCUCCAUCAUCCACCAAUUCUUCAUCGUCCACCGGUAAACCUGAGAAAACUUUAGCAGCACUGGCAAAGGCAGUGGAUGCAAUGACCAUCAGUUUGGAGGAGUAUGCUGCGUCCCGUCCUGAACCAGCCCAUGCCCGAGCUGUUGAGGAUGCUACAUCAUCUGAAGAGGCAUAUAAGCAGAAUGAUAAGCGGUCGUCAAAACCGAAAUCCGCCUCGGCUCAAAAAUCAGCUCAGAGAUGGGCUUCCAUGAAGAAGCCUCUCCUGGACAGAGCAGCGUCAAGUUCUGACCUAUCUCACAAAGAUACCAAGAAAAAAACAGACAGAGCUAGUGCUUAUGACGCUUCGAGCUCGGAACCUGAAGACAAGGAAGCGUCUGAGCGACGAAUUCUGGUCGCACAGCGAAAAGUCGCCGUUUUGUAUGAGCUUCUAACUGCUUGUGUCGCUGACACGCCUGAAGAAAAGGCGGGAAAAUCAGUUCUUAAUGCGGGAUACGAUGCUCGUCAAAGAGUUGCUCUUCGUCUGCUGGCUCUGUGGUUGGAUGUUGACUGGAAGAAAGUGGCAGCAAUGGAGCUCAUGGUUGCAUACAUGGCCAUGGAAGCUGAGAAAGUGAGGGAAGAAGAAAGGGCAGCAUCGCAUACUGAUGAUGAGCAUAAAACAACUAAGUGGCAAAAAUGGAAACGGGGAGGCAUCAUUGGUGCAGCUGCUGUUACCGGGGGAGCGUUACUGGCUCUAACUGGGGGAUUGGCAGCUCCGGCUAUAGCAGCGGGUUUGACUGCUCUUGCUCCAGCAUUCGCAGCAGUGGUACCUGCCGUUGGAAUUGGUGGACUCGCAACUGCCGUUGGUUCAGCUGCAGGAUCUGUCGCAGUCGCUGCUUCUUUUGGAGCUGCUGGUGCGGGUCUUGCGGGAACCAAAAUGGCAAGGAGGACUGGUGGCGUGGAUGAGUUCAUGUUUUUGCCUAUAGGUGACAAUCAUCAACAAGGGCGUUUAGCGGUGGGAAUUGUGAUCUCGGGUAUCGCAAUGGAAGCUGAAGAUUAUACUCUACCUUGGGAGGGGUCCGAUGGGGAAUUGGAAAGAUACGCUCUUCGUUGGGAAUCAAAGGAACUAAUAGCACUCAGUACUGCCAUAGAAGACUGGCUCGCAUCAAGUGCUGCCAGAGAACUUGUAAAGGCAGGAGCGAUGAUGACCGUCCUUGCAGGCUUGGUUGCAGCCCUUGCCUGGCCUGUUGCCCUGCUUUCCGCGACGGAUUGGAUCGAUAGCAGGUGGACGAUUGCCGUUGACAGAGCCGACAAAGCUGGAAAAAUCCUUGCCAAAUGUCUACUCGGUGGAAGUCAGGGGAACAGACCUGUCACUCUGAUUGGGUUUUCCUUGGGCGCUCGAGUUAUAUUCUCUUGUCUGGAGUACCUUGCAAAGAAAGGAAACGAUGCUAGUAUUGUGGAGCGUGUGGUGCUGCUAGGUGCUCCUCUUACUCUUGACCGACAACGAUGGGAAAAUGCUCGUAAGGUGGUGGCAGGAAGGUUCAUAAACGCUUACUCAUCUAACGACUGGAUACUUGGCGUUGUCUAUCGCUCAAGUUUCAUGACCACUGGACUGGCCGGAAUUCAAAAGGUGGAGAUUCCCGGAGUUGAAAACAUCGACGUUUCAGAUAUAAUCAGCGGCCACUCUAUGUAUCUUGCCAAAACGAAAGAGAUUCUAGCGGCUUUAGAUCUCGACAGUUUUUUUCCCAUUUAUCCUUCUAAGCUUGAAGGUCCAUUAGAUCCGGACUCACCUUGAAGUUCACCCCAAGAUGCUGUUAAUCAAGGCGGUGAUCAUCACACUACCACCCAUUAGUACAGGUGAAGGGUUAGAAAUUAGUUGCAAAUUUUGCGGACAACAUUAUUCAUGUACAGAUAGACUUUAUUCGUUGAUCUAAUCAAAGUUACACGUAGUUUAGUAACGAUUUUAAUAGAGGAAGUCUGGAGUCGGACCAUUAAUGGGGAGAAUGAUCAAGGAUUGAGCGGUCGGACAUCACGAAGAACUCCUGGAUCCAUGUGGUGACAGGAGUUGAAUAUUUGCAGUUUCUACCUGCACUGUACAGUGAACGAGCAAUUAGUAGUCAACAAGUACAUUUAAUCAGUAAAAACCACUACUCACUUCCCACAAGGCGAGAAAAGCCCAUGCUGUAGUGCACCGGUAUACAUCUGCCAUGGAAAGGAGCUGAGAUGUGGCCAGGUUGUCACAACUUGUCGGCUUUAAGUAGCAGAGGCGACAUAUUUUUUUAAGUUUGUAAGAAAGAAGGUGCCACCUGAUUAAAGUACCCAGAUGAGCAUAUGGAUUUCUGUUUGACUUCAAUUGUACAAAUGUUUCUGUCUGGAAGGGAUUGCAAAGAUAACAGUCUCCAGACAGUUGUAUCGAGGAACCCGUUUGAUAUUACUGGGGUGCUUUA